Molecule: messenger RNA, 642 nt
Organism: Pelobates cultripes (western spadefoot toad)
Lineage: Eukaryota; Metazoa; Chordata; Amphibia; Anura; Pelobatidae
Source: the annotation of a GenBank genome assembly
AUGGCUGCCAAAAAUCCUAAUAGACAGAAUUCCCUGCCAUUACACAAAGUUUUGAUUAUAGGCAGUAGUGGUGUCAGGAAACAUGAUUUAAUACUCCAUUUUAUGUACGGUGAUUCUGAGGCAGACUAUGAACUCAGCGAUCAGGACAGCUACAAACAGGACAGCUACGUGAAAAAGGUUGUGGUAGAUGGGGAGGAGGUCCAGAUUGAAAUCCGGGAUCUAUCUGGAAUGGAAGACUAUCAAGCCGUCAUAGAUAGUUACAUCCAGAAAGCAGAAGGCUUUCUCUGUGCCUUCUCCAUCACAGAGCAGAAAACCUUUGCAGCUACUGCAUGGUUAAGGGAUCAGAUUAUGCUAGUGAAGGAAUGUGACAAUGUUCCAUUCUUGCUGGUUGGAAUCCAAUCAGAUGCUGGAGAUAAAAGGGAGGUCUCUGUGGAUGAGGCAACAUGCAAAGCUGCUAAAUGGAACGUGGAGUAUAUGGAGAUACCUGGAGCACAGACACAGGCUGAGGUACAAAAAGUAUUCUUCAAUUUACUGAGACAAAUCAAAGCCUACAAAAUGGAAAGCAAACAUGAUGAAGACGUCAAGAAAAAGCAGAAAAGCCUGGCCAAGAUAAUAAGAGAAAAACUUUUCAAAAAAAGAUGA